Molecule: messenger RNA, 2388 nt
Organism: Coregonus clupeaformis (lake whitefish)
Lineage: Eukaryota; Metazoa; Chordata; Actinopteri; Salmoniformes; Salmonidae
Product: ATP-sensitive inward rectifier potassium channel 10-like
Exons: 7
Coding region: 596-1885 (429 amino acids)
Biological process (GO): regulation of monoatomic ion transmembrane transport; potassium ion import across plasma membrane
Cellular component (GO): plasma membrane
Molecular function (GO): inward rectifier potassium channel activity
Source: RefSeq, a predicted model, not a curated record
UUAAUGAAUUAAAAUGUCCUGAGUCCAGUUGAGUGACUGAAUAGGCUACUUUUUCAUUUAUAAGGAGAGACAAGAGAAAACUUGAGAGAAGAGGACAAUCCAACUUCUACAUGAACUCGAGAACCAUCACACCUCGAGAUGCAACGGGGGACAUUGCAACUAUUUUAUUACAUAAUAACUCUGUAACAUUCAACCGGAACCGGUACCGACUGACACUUCAGUCUCAGAGCAACCAUUGAUUUGUCUUUGGUAAAUUCGGGAUUAGAUAAAUAGGCUACAGAAACUUGUUGAUUUGAACGUUUUUGUAAUAAUUGUUUUAUUGUUAGGCAUAUUAGAAUUAGAAUGGCAAUAUCUAGAACUACAAUCAGGAUCGAAAUCUGUAGACAAUGAAAGUUGCAGGUCUCGUGAUAAUGCGUGCGAGAGAACGGUCAACAAGUGCGCAUUGCUCCAAUCCAUGAGGUCGCACUGAUCAACUAAAAAGGCAACAAAUAGGCUAAUUGAUCAUAAUAUACAUUUUUUAAAUGGUUUUUGGGGGAUAAAAACACUUUUUAAAGUCUCAAAAUUGCAUUCAACAAUUGCAACAAAAGCUGCAGCCAUGACAUCGGCCACUCCCCCCUCCUCGCGCAGCUCCUCCCCCCAGAAGGAGUGUCACUCCAUGACGGUUCUGAAGCCGCUGCUGGGGGCAGGGGGGGCAGGGGGGGCAGCAACGGCGGUCUGCGCGCUCCGACGGAGACGGCGCGUUCUCUCCAAGGACGGGCACAGCAACGUGCGCAUUGAGCAUGUGAGCGGGCGUGGGGCGAUGUACCUGCGUGACAUCUGGACGACCUUCCUGGACAUGCAGUGGCGCUACAAGCUCUUCCUGUUCUCGGCCACCUUCGCUGGGACCUGGUUCCUGUUCGGGGUUCUGUGGUACCUGGUGGCGCUGGUGCACGGAGACCUGCUAGAGUUUGACCCUCCAUCCAACCACACCCCGUGUGUGAUGCAGGUGCAGACUCUGACGGGGGCGUUCCUCUUCUCACUGGAGUCGCAGACCACCAUUGGCUACGGCUUCCGUUGCAUCACAGAGGAAUGUCCCGCCGCCAUCAUCCUCCUCAUCCUCCAGCUGGUCAUCACCAUGGUGCUGGAGAUCUUCAUCACUGGAACCUUCCUCGCCAAGGUGGCGCGGCCCAAGAAGAGAGGAGAGACAGUGAAGUUCAGCCAGUACGCCGUGGUGUCCAAUCACGAGGGCCGACCCUGCCUCAUGAUCCGUGUGGCUAACAUGCGCAAGAGCCUGCUGCUGGGCUGCUCGGUGACGGGGAAGUUGCUCCAGACGUCCCAGACCAAGGAGGGGGAGACGGUGCGUCUGGACCAGAGGAACGUUCCCUUCCAGGUGGACACGUCCAGCGACAGCCCCUUCCUCAUCCUCCCCCUCACCUUCUACCACAUCAUAGACGACAGCAGCCCGCUCAGAGCCUGGGCUACCAAGGGAGGGGGAUGGAUGGAUCCGGAUCUGGCAGACUUUGAGCUGCUGGUGAUCAUGAGUGCCACGGUGGAGCCCACCUCCGCCACCUGCCAGGUGCGCACAUCCUACCUGCCUGACGAGAUCCUGUGGGGGUACGAGUUCCCCCCCGUGGUCUCCCUGUCCCCGUCUGGGAAGUAUGUGGCCGACUUCGCCUUCUUCGACAAGGUGGACAAAACUAAGACCCCGCCCCUCUUCAAACAGGCCCCGCCCCCAAGCCCGGCCAUGCACUCGUCCCGCAGCAGCAGAGGGGGCGCGGAGGAAGGGGCGGACCCGGAGAAGAUGAAACUAGAGGAGAGCUAUCGAGGGGAGGAGAGGGGGAGGGGCAGGGGGAGGGGGAGGGGGAGAGAUAGUAGCCCCCUCAGUGUCCGUAUCAGUAAUGUUUAGAGAGAGGAUGGAGGGAGAGAGAGAGGGAGGAUGGAGGGAGAGAGAGCAAGCAUGAAUGAGAUGGAAGGAGAAAAGAGAGGAGAUCUGUAUGGAGACUGAUAAAUGAUCAAGUGAGAAUAAAGAGUUGAUGAAAGAGAGACGAGCUGCUCCCCUGUUGGGAAAUGUGAACACACACACACACACACACUCUUUUUUGGACUUGAUGCGUAUGUAUCGCCCCCUUGUGGUUGGUAAGGAUUCAACAAGUGAUAACCUUCAAAGGGAUAAAAUACAUCCCAUCUGUGUCUACUGUCCUGUAAUCAAAGAUGGACUAAGGAAGCUUUUUAAACUUCAUUUGUCUGUAUUUUUUAUGAGAGGACUGGAAAGGUCAAGGUUGAUUGGUUUACCGGGACAAAACAUGGUUUACGAGGACAUAAUCACAGAACCAUGCAGUGGAGGCUGCUGAGGGGAGGACGGCUCAUAAUAUUGGCUGUAAUGGAGUAAACCAUGUGUUUGAUGUAUGU